AUGCGCUCACUUGUCGGACUCCUCUGUGUUAUCACUGCAGCCAGCUUGUACCUGUACUCACUGUCCCUCUACCUUCCUGCGGGACCCCGACGACGACCUCGUCCCACCGCCGAGGGGAAACAUGUGGAAACAUCGGAGUCCGAGCAGCCCGCUGACAGCUCUGAAGAAGACAGCAGGUUGAAGUUCCCUUCAGACUUGGAGGAGCUGAGGGAACUGGCCGAGCUCCUGCAGUUUUACAAGACAGAGCACACUGGAUAUGUCCUGCUACUCUUCUGUAGUGCAUAUCUCUACAAGCAGUCCUUUGCCAUUCCUGGAUCCUCGUUCCUGAACAUUCUCGCAGGAGCUAUAUUUGGACCAUAUGAAGGACUGCUUCUUGCCUGUGUUCUCACCACCGUGGGCUCCACCAUGUGCUACCUCCUGUCUCGGGCCUUCGGGAAACGCUACAUUGUUAACCUAUUCCCUGAUAAAGUGUCCAUGCUGCAGAGGAAGGUUGAGGAGAACCAGGACUGUUUGUUCUUCUUUCUGCUCUUCCUGAGAUUCUUUCCCAUGACACCCAACUGGUUUCUGAACAUGUCUGCCCCGAUUGUCAACAUCCCCAUCACCUUCUUCUUCUGCUCAGUCUUCAUUGGCCUCCUGCCAUACAACUUCAUCUGUGUCCAGACAGGCGUCAUGCUGUCUGAGGUGUCUUCGCUGGAUGAUUUGUUCUCCUGGGAGCGGCUGCUGCAGCUGCUGGCCAUCGCCUGCAUGGCUCUGCUGCCCGGCGCCCUCAUCCGCCACUUCAGUCAGAGGCGUCUCAAACUGGACGUGCAGCCGCAGAACGGCCUCAUCCCAGAUAAGAAAGUCCAGUGAUUUGUUCUGGGAUUGAGUUUGUUCCCUGGCGCUUUGAUGCCCCUCGUGUGGCGACUCUACAGAAAACCUUUUGUGCGCACACAUGUGAAAAAAGGUUUAUUUUUAACUGGUGUGCUCUACAUUUCUGCAGCCACCUGGCGAUGUAAUUGCAGCUUUUAGAAAAAUAAAGCUGGCAGUUCAGUAUGGCACAGUGGGAUUUGAAGCCAAGUAUUUUGUGUUACCAAACACUGGUGUUUCUGUGCCACAGCAUGCACAGUAUAUGUAUAUAGAUGUAUGAAUGUACAGUAAUCAUACGGAUUGAGUGAAGGAUUUUAAGGUAAUGUUGCUCUUGCACUCGUGGUACAGUAAUAGUCCUGCUUCAGUGUAAACAGCCGGUGUUUUAAGUGCCUGUCAUGCAGUCAAAUGUCUACCUCCAACAUGGAAAUGUAAAUAUAAUGGUUCAGAUGAUUAGGGAUUGUUUGUGUUUGUGAAACACUAACUGUUUGCAGCAUAUAUUGUACAACCUGAAGUUGUAUUUUUGUUGUUUGACAAUCACAUUUUGCAGUUUGGAGGACAAUUUGUACUAUUUUUCAAUGUGUUUAAAUUGUGUAAUUUAGAGACCAGAGUUUGACCUCAAGAGUGCCGCGGUCGGGAAUAAUUGUAGGUAAUCGAUUAAAUUACAUUAGGACUUUUGUGAAUAAGUGUCCAUGUCUCUUUUACUGUGUCAGGAUCUCUAAUCAGUCAGUGUGAGGCCUCUGUUAAAUUGAGCCUUAAUAUUGAUUUGAAAUCUUUCUCUUUGCUGCCUCUUUGUACGGUCCAUGUGUCUUUUGUACAGUUCUGGUCCAACAGCAUAUACCCUGCACAAAGUGUUAUUUUAAAACUCUUUAUGUUGGUUAAUAUUUUAAAUGAUAUGUCAGCUUUCUGUUUCCUUAAAGAUGUAAUUCACAAUUUGGCUGGUAUAUUUGUGGUAUGUCAGGUCACAAAUGAUGUGGCACCUUUUUUAUUUCAGAGGUGAAAAAAAACUUUGAAAUAAUAAAACAAAGGUGAAGUAC
Messenger RNA from Morone saxatilis (striped sea-bass), 1880 nucleotides. It is a transcript of the gene tmem41aa, whose product is annotated as transmembrane protein 41aa. The transcript is spliced from 5 exons. Bases 1 to 849 code for a protein of 282 amino acids. Lineage: Eukaryota; Metazoa; Chordata; Actinopteri; Moronidae. The record is from RefSeq and is a predicted model, not a curated record.